Messenger RNA from Sebastes umbrosus (honeycomb rockfish), 1974 nucleotides. It is a transcript of the gene s1pr4, whose product is annotated as sphingosine-1-phosphate receptor 4. The transcript has 2 exons. Gene Ontology annotation, cellular component: membrane. Lineage: Eukaryota; Metazoa; Chordata; Actinopteri; Perciformes; Sebastidae. Bases 293 to 1519 code for a protein of 408 amino acids. The record is from RefSeq and is a predicted model, not a curated record. Gene Ontology annotation, biological process: G protein-coupled receptor signaling pathway. Gene Ontology annotation, molecular function: sphingosine-1-phosphate receptor activity.
UGUGUGUGUGUGUGCGUGGGUGUGUGUGUGUGUUUUUUGGGUGUGGUGUUUACUACCUAACCUACUUCCCCAUCAAAAAUGUGCUUCAAAAAUCUGUAGUCAGCUACAUCUUCUCACUCCCUGACUCACUCAGCAUCCCCACCAGCAGCCAGAGCAGAGCUCCCAUGGUUAGAGUGUGGUGAUAGCCUGUCUGAUCGCAGGAGUUUCACACUAAUUCCCGUGCAGCUCGUACCAGCUCGGUUCCGCCUGUUCCCACUCCACAGCCUUCAUCCUGACCAGCCCAGCCGCUACUAUGGACAUCUUCUCCUCCUCUUGCCCCCACUUGUACCACUUACCCAGCUACCCCAGCAACACCACCACAUCAAACGAUACCACCACGGCCAACGAGAUCAACCAUGUGAUCCUGCGGCAUUACAACCACACCGGCCGCCUGCAGAACAGAACCGUCUCAAACACCCAGAACCACAUCAGUGCCUCCGUGGCCGUCUUCCUCUUCGUCAGUAUUUUCAUCAUCCUGGAGAACCUCCUGGUGCUGGUGGCCGUCAUCUCCCGCAUCCGCAACAGCCGGCGCUGGGUUUACAUCUGCAUCGCCAACAUCACGCUCAGUGACCUCCUCACCGGUGCUGCCUACCUGCUCAACAUCUGCAUGUCUGGCAGGCAGACGUUUCGCCUCAGCCCUGCUCUGUGGCUCUUCAGGGAAGGGAUGGUGUUUGUGGCCUUGGCAGCAUCCAUAUUCAGCUUGUUGCUGAUUGCCGUGGAGCGUUACACCACCAUGAUGAAGCCACUGCCCCAGAAGUCAGCCAGGAAGUCCUAUAGGAUCUACGGCUUGGUGGUGCUCUGCUGGGUUUUGGCGCUGGUGAUUGGUUUCCUCCCCUUGCUGGGCUGGAACUGUGUGUGCAGCCUGGACGAAUGCUCCACCCUCCUCCCUCUCUACUCUAAGAGCUACAUCUUUUUCACUCUCCUCAUCUUCUUCAUCAUCCUCCUGGCUAUUGGCGUGCUAUAUGGUAAAAUCUUCUGCCACGUACACAAGAGUGCACAGCAGGGCCCCCCGCGCGGUCGCAAACGCACUUCUGAUCUGCUUAAAACUGUGAUCACCAUUGUUGUGGCCUUUAUAGUCUGCUGGGGGCCUCUGUUCCUGCUCUUACUGGUGGAUUUCUUCUGUAAAUCCCGCAAGUGUGCAGUGCUGUUCAGCGCUGACUUUUGCAUCUCUGUGGCUGUCCUCAACUCUGCCCUGAACCCCGUAAUCUACGCACUAGGCAGCAGCGACAUGAGGAAGGCUAUCUGUAAGCUGCUGUGCUGCUGCUGCCCGAAGGCCUGCCUCUGUCACCCAGACACGUCCGCAUCCAAGGAGACGAGCAGCACCUCAGGGAGCCGGAGAGACAGUUUGAGGAACAGUUUUAACAAGGUCAGGAAUCUGAGCGUGGCCUCCCCGCCGUCAACACCGAGCAAGACUCGCAGGGCACCCAAAAAAUACAGGCUGAGCUCCACCACCAGCUGCCUCUCGGUUUCAAGCGGUUAAACCACAAAGUGCUCCCCUCCCAAGCAAAGACCUGUGUGUUCACUGAUACACAUCUAACCGUUUCCUGGUUUGAAUGUUCAAUGCUUUGCCUGCAGGCACUUGCACUGAUACUUACACACUGUCAGAAAACCUGUUAAAAAUAUGAAUUCAUCUUGAAGUUUGCAAUGAUAAGCAGUUUUUUGUUUUGCAUUAGAGUACUAGACAUGCCUUUUAUCCAAUGCAUUUGACACACUUUAUUGAUCUGUUGUUGCACUGUACUUGUUUGUAUUACCCAGUCAAGAAUAAAAUGUGAAUUUUUUAUAGAAGUAUUAUUAAGUAUUAUUUACUAGAAUAACAUGGAAAUGUAUAAUGUGCAGAAUGGAAAAAUGUGUAUAUACUGUAUGUGUUGUAACAUUUUUUGUAAGCUGGAUGUUUUACUGUAUGAUGAAAAUAUAAAUAAAGUUUAUUUUGCUUUA